Molecule: messenger RNA, 921 nt
Organism: Brenthis ino (lesser marbled fritillary)
Lineage: Eukaryota; Metazoa; Arthropoda; Insecta; Lepidoptera; Nymphalidae
Source: the annotation of a GenBank genome assembly
AUGAAAUUGUUCCUUGUAGCUGCUUUGAUCGCUGUCGCUUCUGCUGGUCGUCUUGAACACCUUGAGCGUUCAUACCUUCCACCCGACAACAAUGCCCAGGGAAAUUUCAAUGGUGCUAGUUCAACAAGCUUCGGAGCCAAUGGAGGUUUUGACUCUGGAAGCUCUGGCUUAAAUACCUAUAGCUCUUUUGGAUCCAAAGGCCUAGGAUCUACCGGUUUUGGUGCCAAUGGCCAUAGUUCCAACGACCAUGGUUCAAAUGGACUGGGUUCCUCUGGUUUUGGUGCCAAUGGACAUAGUUCCAAUGGUUUCGGUGCUAAUGGACACAGUUCAAAUGGUUUCGGUGCCAAUGGACACAGUUCUAAUGGUUUCGGUGCCAAUAGACACAGUUCUAAUGGUUUUGGAUCUAGCGGACUUAACGCCAAUGGUUUUGGAGCUAAUAGCCAAAGCUCCAAUGGAUUUCUUGUAAAGAGCCAGGGUUCCAACGGAUUUGGUGCCAACAGCCAGGGUGCUCAUGGAAACGGUGCCAAUGGUCACAGCUCUUUAGGGCUCAGUUCUUCUCAAGGUUCAAAUGGAUUGGGCAGCUCAAGUGGCCUCACCAACCAAUACUUGCCACCUUUCCAAGGAUCUCCUGCUGGUUCUAAUAGCUACGCUGGACAUUUUCCCAGCCAAUCUGGAGUUAGCCAACAAUAUAACAAGGGGUCUCAGGCCUCCGUACCCAGCACCAACUACGGCGUCCCUGUGAGUGGUCCAUCCUCUUUCGGAUCUAGUCCAUCAAACUUCGGUUCAUCGUCUUUCGGACAGCAAGGAUCACACUUUGGCCAGUCCGGUGCUGCCAGCCGUCAAUACCUGACUCCUAAAUUUUCUUCUUCCAACCAAAAUAUUCCUCAACAGCCUUUCGAUGAAGAAACUGGCUACCAUUAU